AUGGCAGGGGACUCUGAGACGGGUACUGGAAGUAAGAGCACGAAACCUCUUGAUGCUGGAGAUAUACAACUGCUCCGGUCUUACGGUCUCGGCCCUUACAGCAACAGAAUCAAGCAGUUGGAGAAAGAGAUAGAGGAGUGUACGAAAAAUAUUGACGAGCUUGUGGGCGUUCGCGAGCUUGACACGGGUCUAGCAGCCCCGAGUUCGUGGGAUCUCGUUGCCGAUAAACAGGCUAUGCAAGAAGAGCAGCCCCUACAAGUGGCGCGUUGCACCAAAAUCAUCGAUGAAGGAGCUGAGCGAGCAAAGUACGUCAUUAACAUCCGCCAGAUUGCAAAGUACGUUGUGGGUCUCGGGGAGCGCGUUGCGCCCACGGACAUUGAGGAGGGAAUGCGUGUUGGCGUCGACCGUAACAAGUUCCAAAUCCAGCUUCCUCUGCCGCCACGUAUUGAUCCCAGCGUUACAAUGAUGACCGUGGAAGAGAAACCUGACGUGACUUAUGCAGAUAUUGGCGGUGUCAAAGAGCAGAUUGAACGGAUUCGGGAAGUUGUCGAAUUACCUCUUCUGCAUCCGGAAAGGUUCAUUGAACUUGGCAUCGAUCCGCCGAAAGGAGUCUUGUUGUACGGCCCUCCUGGUACUGGAAAAACUCUCCUUGCUCGUGCAGUUGCGAACAGGACCGAUGCGACGUUCAUUCGAGUGAUAGGAUCUGAACUUGUGCAAAAGUAUGUCGGAGAAGGCGCCCGCAUGGUGCGUGAAUUGUUUCAGUUGGCGCGCUCAAAAAGGGCUGCAAUUGUAUUCUUUGACGAAGUGGACGCGAUUGGUGGAGCGCGAUACGAUGAUGGGCAAGGAGGUGAUAACGAAGUACAAAGAACAAUGCUUGAGAUUGUUAACCAGCUCGAUGGAUUCGAUGCACGGGGAAAUAUCAAGGUUCUUAUGGCUACAAACCGACCCGACACGCUGGACCCAGCACUUUUACGUCCUGGACGGCUCGAUCGAAAGAUUGAGUUCAGUUUGCCCGACCUAGAAGGCAGAACCUCGAUACUACGCAUUCACUCACGCAGCAUGAAUUGUGAACGAGGCAUCCGGUUUGAACUUUUGGCGCGUCUGUGCCCAAACACGACCGGCGCGGAUCUUCGCAGUGUCUGCACCGAGGCGGGAAUGUUCGCCAUUCGAGCUCGGAGGAAGACUGUCUGUGAGCAGGACUUUCUGGAUGCGAUCAAUAAGGUCAUCCGCGGUUACGCCAAGUUCAGCGCGACAGGGCGCUACAUGGUAUAUAACUGA
Cyanidioschyzon merolae strain 10D is the source of this 1278-nucleotide messenger RNA. RefSeq names its product 26S proteasome ATP-dependent regulatory subunit. The transcript has a single exon. Gene Ontology annotation, cellular component: proteasome regulatory particle, base subcomplex. The record is from RefSeq and is a predicted model, not a curated record. Lineage: Eukaryota; Rhodophyta; Bangiophyceae; Cyanidiales; Cyanidiaceae. Gene Ontology annotation, molecular function: proteasome-activating activity; ATP binding; ATP hydrolysis activity. Bases 1 to 1278 code for a protein of 425 amino acids. Gene Ontology annotation, biological process: proteasome-mediated ubiquitin-dependent protein catabolic process.